GCAGGACGAGGAGGGAAAGUGAUGGAGGCGAGGAAGGUGGAGGAGUGAUUUUGGAGUCCAAGUGAGGAGUUUGUCACUUUUGUAUACGAUCUUCGGCCCUUUUGAGCGCGCACUGCCCAGGUGUGGAGAGCGCGGAUCGAGCUGCGCCACUGGAGGACUUUCUCUCCGGAGUUCCAAGAAGGUGCCAUCGGAACCAAUGCGGCGUUGUUGCGGGGCGGCAGGAUCCCAAUCAUCAUCAUCAUCAUCAUCAUCAUCAUCAUCACCGCCCUGACGAGCAAUGGCGGGCCCGGAGCAGCAGGUGGAGGAGGAGAAGGCCGAGCACAUCGAUGACGCCGAGCUGGCUCUGCAAGGCAUCAACAUGCUGCUCAACAACGGCUUCAAGGAGAGCGACCAGCUCUUUCGGAGAUACAGGACCCAGAGCCCGCUGAUGAGCUUUGGGGCCAGUUUUGUCAGCUUCCUGAACGCCAUGAUGACCUUCGAGGAGGAGAAGAUGCAGACGGCCUGCGAUGACCUGAGGACCACGGAGAAGCUGUGCGAGAGCGACAGUGUUGGCGUGCUGGAGACCAUCAGAAACAAGAUCAAGAAGAGCAUGGACUCCCAGAGGUCGGGGGUGGUGGUCGUGGACCGCCUGCAGAGGCAGAUCAUCGUAGCCGAUUGUCAGGUCUACCUCGCUGUGCUCUCCUUCGUCAAGCAGGAGCUUUCAGCGUACAUGAAGGGCGGCUGGAUCCUGCGCAAGGCGUGGAAGAUGUACAACAAGUGCCACAGCGACAUCAGCCAGCUGCAGGCGGGCGACGAGUCUCCCCCCACCGACAACGCCAACCACAAGCAGGCGGCGGUGGACAACGAGGCCCUGGAGCGCCUGAAGGGCUCGGUCAGCUUCGGCUACGGCCUGUUCCACCUGUGCAUCUCCAUGGUGCCGCCGCACCUGCUGAAGAUCAUCAACCUGCUGGGCUUCCCCGCCGACCGUCUCCAGGGCCUCUCCUCGCUGAUGUACGCCAGCGAGAGCAAGGACAUGAAGGCGCCGCUCGCCACGUUGGCCCUCUUGUGGUACCACACGGUAGUGCUGCCUUUCUUUGCGCUGGACCACACACACAGCGGCCUGGCGGAAGCUAAAGACAUCCUGCAGAGGAAGUCGCUGGUUUACCCAAACUCCUCCCUUUUUAUGUUCUUCAGGGGGCGUGUCCACAGGCUGGAGUGCCACAUCAACAGUGCUCUGGCUUGUUUCCACGACGCGUUAGAACUGGCUUCAGACCAAAGAGAGAUCCAGCACGUGUGUCUGUAUGAGAUCGGCUGGUGCAGCAUGAUCGAGAUGAACUUUGAGGACGCCUACCAGGCCUUUGAGCGGCUGAAGAACGAGUCGCGCUGGUCGCAGUGCUACUACGCCUACUUGACGGGAGUGUGCCAGGGCGCCUCGGGUGACCUGGACGGAGCCAGCCGAGUCUUCAAAGACGUGCAGAAGCUGUUCAAGAGGAAAAACAACCAGAUUGAGCAGUUUGCCGUCAAAAGGGCGGACAGGCUGAGGAAGAUCUCGCCCAGCAGAGAACUUUGCAUCCUGGGCGUCAUCGAAGUCUUGUAUCUGUGGAAGGCUCUUCCUAACUGCUCCUCCACCAAGCUGCAGAUCAUGAACCAAGUGUUGCAGCGUCUGGAUGACGCGUCUUGCAGAGGCCUCCAACAUCUCCUCCUGGGCUCCAUCCACAAGUGUCACGGGAACCUGAGGGACGGCGUACAGUCUUUCCAGCUGGCUGCCAGAGACCAAUACGGACGGCAGGUGAAUUCCUACGUUCAGCCGUACGCCGUCUACGAACUGGGCUGUAUACUGCUCGCCAAGCCAGAGACUGUGGGCAAAGGCAGAUCGUUCUUACUUCAAGCCAAGGAGGAUUUCACAGGCUACGACUUUGAGAACAGGCUUCACGUGCGCAUCCACUCGGCGUUGGCCUCCCUGAAGGAAGUCGUGCCUCAGUGACUCCAGCGUUUUUGACACCACCUACAACUCCGUGGCCUCCAGGCCCCGUGGUAAACCUUCUUUGGGGCGAGUUUGUGUCUUGUUAAGGCAUUAACGCCAUAAAAUAGGAAAAAUGCACACAAAGAAAACAGUGUUUUAACAAAAUCACAAUUUCUGCCAAAAAAACGACAGGAACCACUUUGGUUGCGCAUCCGUUUCUUCAAUAAAGUGGGAGAUGCGUUUUAUAUUUACAUGCUCAACAUGUUUAAAAAUGUCAGUCUUAUGUUUGUGGACGCACAAAAUGCAAUGAAGUCACUGUGUAAAAUUCCUAACUCAAAUUGCCUCCGCCCCACAGGAUGUUGAAAUAAAAUCGGAAGGACAGGAAGUGGAUUUUUAAGAAAAUCAAUGUAUUUUAGCCAAAUAACAGGAAUAAUUGAAAACAUUUAGCAUAGAUUUUGACCUAAAAUACCUUAUACACAUUCGCGUUAAACGUACAUUCCCUUCAUUUUAAAUACUUGCAUAAUUCUGGGGAAUUAGGUAUUUUUUUCACCAUCUUCCAUAGUUUGAAAGUAUAUUAUAAUUCAAACUAGAUCAGGAGUCGGCAACCCAAAAUGUUGAAAGAGCCAUAUUGGACCAAAAAUACAAAAACAAAUCUGUCUUGAGCCAUAUUACAUACAGAUAGUGUGUCAUGAGAUACAAAUUGAAUUAAGAUGACUUAAAGGAAACUAAAUGAGCUCAAAUAUAGCUAAAAACGAGGCAUAAUGAUGCAAUAUGUACAUAUAGCUAGCCUAAAUAGCAUUUUAGCAUCGAUUAGCUUGCAGUCAUGCAGUGACCAAAUAUGUCUGAUUAGCACUCCACACAAGUCAAUAACAUCAACAAAACUCACCUUUUGUGCAUUCAUGCACAUCGUUAAAAGUUUGGUGGACAAAAUGAGAUAGAAAAAGAAGUGGCAUAAAACCAUACUUGCC
Messenger RNA from Nerophis lumbriciformis (worm pipefish), 2910 nucleotides. Its product is annotated as tetratricopeptide repeat protein 39C-like. NCBI's taxonomy places the organism in Eukaryota, Metazoa, Chordata, Actinopteri, Syngnathiformes, Syngnathidae. Gene Ontology annotation, molecular function: protein binding. Gene Ontology annotation, biological process: otolith morphogenesis; cilium assembly. The record is from RefSeq and is a predicted model, not a curated record.